Messenger RNA from Kluyveromyces lactis, 492 nucleotides. RefSeq lists its product as uncharacterized. Gene Ontology annotation, biological process: energy reserve metabolic process. The coding region runs from base 1 to 492 and encodes 163 amino acids. The record is from RefSeq and is a predicted model, not a curated record. Lineage: Eukaryota; Fungi; Ascomycota; Saccharomycetes; Saccharomycetales; Saccharomycetaceae. The transcript has a single exon.
AUGACCAAGAAGGAUAAAGGACCAAAGUUUGCUAAUGUCACCACCAAGUCCGGAGAAGUCGUCAAGGUGUUUGAAGAUUUGAACGAUUUCGAAACAUUCAUUAAGAACGAAACUGAAGAUGAGGAAUUUGAUCACGUUCAUUGUCAUUUGAAGUACUAUCCUCCAUUUGUACUACACGAAUCGCAUGAGGAUCCUGAAAAGAUUAAGGAUUCAGCCAAUUCACAUUCAAAGAAGUUUGUGAGGCAUUUGCAUCAGCAUAUCGAAAAACAUUUGCUAAAGGACAUCAAAGAGAGAAUCAAGCUGCCUGAUUUGAAGUUUAAAGACAAGGCAAAGGAAGAAUCGUUUGAACACAUUGUAUGGAAGUAUAAUGAUGUAACCCAGUAUCACGGUAAAGAUUUCGAAAUCCAUAUUACCGUGGAGUGCCACAACGAUUCGGCUAUUGUAGAUGUCGAUUAUUUGACAAAACCACUAACAGCUGCCGUCGAAGCUUAG